AUGUCGACUGUUAGCACCAAUUCCGCAAUACCUGCCCCUUCGCAAUCACAUACAGAUCGAGGAUACGGCGCUGCAAGUACCCCACGAGCUCGUCCACAGUCUCAAUUCGUGAAUGGAGGCCCUGUAGUGACGGAUUACGCCACAAACGACCUUGAGCCUCCUGCAAAUAGCCAGAACUCACACGGAAGAUUCAACGAGGAGUGGGACGCAAGUCAACGAGGAAGCUCAAUAGUAGACGGCAAUAUGCAUCGAUCACAUUCAGUUAUGUCGCAAGGCGAUACCUUGAUUCCUUCAAGAGGCGGAACCCUCAAAAAGAAGACUUCUUUAAAGAGAAGCAGUAGCAAACGCAGCUCGCGAGCUGGAAGUGUUCGCAGUUUGGUCGUUCAUCCGCAGGGUGACAUCGAUGAGUUUCACAGUGCAUUUUAUUCUCCCGUUCCUACCAGCGGAAAUCCGACGGAUAUUUUGGCAAACAGAUUUCAAGCUUGGCGUAAAGUCCUCAAGGAUCUUAUUCUCUAUUUCAAAGAAAUCCAAAGUCAGUACGAGCACAGAUCGAAGAGUCUUUCAAAGGUCUCGAAUGUUAUCAACAACACGACGGCACCGUCUGUCUUUUUACCAACUGGUGGGAUUGAUGAUGCCCUCCAAAUCCUUCGCAACUAUCACAAGUCCGCAAUCGCAGAGGCAAAUAAGUCCAGGGACAUUGAACAAGAUGUCAUUCUUGCUUUGACAGGCUUGCGCAGCGAUUUACAACAGAAGAUCAAGGAGAUCAAGGGUUUAUCUGGUGACUUUAAAAAUUCGGUUGAUAAGGAGAUGGAAGCUACUCGAAAAGCUGUGACCGCAUUACAAGAGGGUUUGGGUCAAGCGGAUGUUAAUCCUUCUCAAAUGACGGGCAAGCAUGAUCCAUACUUGCUCAGACUUGCUGUGGACCGUCAGGUCGAGAAGCAGAUUGACGAAGAGAAUUACUUGCACCAGGCAUAUCUCAACUUGGAAGCGUCGGGGCGUGAGCUCGAAGCCAUUGUCGUCGGCGAGAUUCAAAAAUCUUACAACGCCUUGGCAGGCAUCCUGAAGCGAGAGGCAGAUACUGCUUAUGCCGCCGUGGAUGAACUACGCACGGGUCCUAUUGCCAUGCCAAAAGAUCAUGAGUGGACUGCAUUUGUCGAAAAUGAUGAGUUUUUCGUUGACCCAAAGAUCCCUGUAAGAACACCAGAAAUUAUAAGAUAUCCUGGCCAGGAUAACGAGCUCGCUGGUCCCGGCUGGUACGUCCUUUCUCCUACUCAUCUACAUGAGUUCCGUUCUGCGGAUAAACUUCAGGCGCCCAUCAUGUCUCUCUACCUCCCUGAGCAAAAACUUGGCUCUCAUUCAAACGAGGGAGGAUCCUCCAACAAGUUCAUACUCAAAGGUCGCCAAACCGGGGCACUACACCGUGGACACUCUUGGGUAUUUAGAGCAGAGACACGUGAUACCCUACUUGCUUGGUACGAAGACAUCAAGACUUUGACGGAAAAGUCCCCACAAGAACGUAAUGCGUUUGUGCGUCAGCAUGCGCGCAGCGUUAGUGGUACAUCUCAACGAGCUAGUUCCAUCAGCAGCGACGGAGUCAUGGACGAGGAGGACGAAGAACCGUUUUCAGCACAUACGUCAGCCAUUAUAGGCACUCAAGGACUCAAACAAGAACAGAAGCGUCCUGAACCAGGUGGGAGAUUUCCCUCAGAUCUACAAGUCAAUGCGGCGCGUGGCUUACAGGCUCCUCUCUCGCCUUCUAGCGGCAGUUCCAAUUUUGGAGGUGAAGCAGAUGAUGCAGUAACCACUGCUGCAGCUCUGCCCGCAAGUGGUGUUAGCCAUAAUUAUGGAGAGGACCCUAAUCCCGCGUCGCCGACACACGCACAGAUGAUAAAUCAAGCUGCUAAAGAAGAUGGUGUGAAUCCUUAUACUUACGAACCCAUUCAGAAUAUGAACAUUACGCGUAAUAAUCAACACGAGUUACCUACCACGGUCGCAGCCGCCGGCCUAGGCGGCGCCGCUUUAGGCAUUGCAGGUGCAGCCGCAUAUAACGAUCGCGAAACCCAAAAACAACGUGAGCAAGCAGCCAUGGAAGCAACCGUCAUAGCCGCACCUGACGCGGAUCAACUUCGAGAACAGGCAGAUAAAGAAGCAACUAUGAUUGCAGCGCCCGACGACAAUACAUACGAAGGCAAAGCACAACAACAAGCAGACUUGGAAGCGAUGGCCAUGGCCGCUCCCGAUAUGAACAUGUCUGGCGGACGUAGCCUCGGUGAUAGUAGCGCAGCCCCUUGGUUUAACGAAGCACAGGAGACGGCAGCUUUAACAAAUGCCACAACUACUACUGAACCACGGUCAGUGGAGACACUCCUCGAUCCCCUUGCCAAAGAUCUCGGACGCCCGACUUUAGCUGCUGGACAAAAUCAUCAGAGUGUCCAGAGUAUCAGUCAAUUACAUGUGCCUGGAGAAUUUCCCAGGCCUAGAAAAGAGGCAGAAAGUUCUUUGAGUAGUGAAGCCAUAUAG
Messenger RNA from Sclerotinia sclerotiorum 1980 UF-70, 2520 nucleotides. RefSeq lists its product as hypothetical. NCBI's taxonomy places the organism in Eukaryota, Fungi, Ascomycota, Leotiomycetes, Helotiales, Sclerotiniaceae. The record is from RefSeq and is a predicted model, not a curated record. Bases 1 to 2520 code for a protein of 839 amino acids. The transcript is spliced from 4 exons.